GUUAAAACUUGUUUGGGCUGUUGGGAGGUCGUUCGUCGUUCAGCCGUUGGGUUGGUUGGGUUUGUUGCAUUUGUGGGGUCAGUCCAGCUUUUCUCGACAGUAGAGAGAUUGCGAGGAGCCCGGCAGGCUGCGUUGUAGUACCGUUUGACAAGGGUUUGUGUAGAUAAAAAAUUAAAAGUAUAAAUAAGGAUAAUAAAACGGGGGGAAACUCUUGACAAAACGGAAUCUCAAGAGACCGAGGAUAAUAACCUCCAACAUCUACAAUGGACGUGGGCGCGUUGUUACAACAUUCCCAGUACGCAAUACCUGUCGGCAUCGUCUUGGUCUGUGCCAUUUUGGUGUUUGUAUUUGGUUUCAAAAAUGCAGAACAGCCACCGUUCGCUCAGCUCACGUCAGGCUCCGACGUGGACCGGAAACCAGCUGGCAAAAAGCGCAACAAGAUCAAGGAAAAGCAGGCACGUGCUCCUCCCAAUGGUCAGGUAGUAGCGGGAGACAAGGCAAGCCCCGUUAAGAAAGCGUCACCUGUUAAGACAGAAAGCGUGAAAAAAAAUACAGUAAAAAGUGAGGAGGUUGCAGGUGAUGAACUGAAGGAGCGCAAACAAGACGGCAAUAAACCAGUAGUUAAUAAAAAAGAAAAAUUGCCUGUCCCUCCAAAAUUAGGGAAAGAAAAUAAGGUCGAGCAGGUUAAAAAUAGAAAGAAUUUGAAGAAUUCUUCCCAAGAAAAGCCGGUCGACUUUGAUGAUGGUGAUUGGGAACAACCGGCUUACGCGAGAAAGGACAAGAAGAAUAAAAAAAAAGAUGACGACUCUCCGCCAAAGAAAAGUAAGAAGGAGGGAAAAAAAGCAGAGCUGAUCAGUGAUAUAAGUCGUAAAGAAAAAGAGCAGAGUCGAUCAGAAGUUAAGGACAAGGUGGCUAAAGAUACUGAGAACAAGGAGUUGAAGGAAAAAGAUAAGAAAGAUGUGAUCCUAACUCCUGUAGCUGACGUUCAACCUGCGGUCAAGGUACUUGAAAACAAAGAAGAGGAGGAAUUGGAAAAGAUUGUGAUACCAGAAAAGGUGGAGCAAAUAGAAAGCUCUGAAAAAACAGCAGAAAAAAAGGCAGGUAAAGUUAAGAAGGCAAAGAAAGCUGUUGCAAACGAAAAUGACCAGCCGAUUUCCAAUCCUAUUUCUCCCAAGAAGCUCGAAAAACUCGGGCAAGAGUUGGUAGAAGAAGCUAGACCGACAAAAAGUGAAGAAGUGAUCGAGGAAAAGAAAAUCGAUCAAGUUGAAGAAAAAAGCUCUGUAGUCUUUGAUGAAUUAGGAGAUGUGUGGACAGAGGCCAAGCCACAGAAAAAGAGCAAAAAGAAAGCUCGUAAAGAUAAUUGAGAAGAAGGUCAUACCCGUAACAGCAUUCCCUAGAAUGGAAACACAACUGAGUGCUGCGCAGCUCCUUUGUUAUUAAGUUGGGCAGAUCAGGUGUGUAAAUUGAUUUUUCUUGUUAAUCGCCUGAGAUUAAUCCUUCGCUCCCCUGUACAUAGAACACCAAACGGUCUCGUUUUUGGGGUCCUAAUGGGCAUGCCCCAUGUUAGGGUUUCUCAGAUCGUCGCGUUAAAGAACAAAAUACAAACAAAUACCAAAAAAAAAAAAAAAAGAAAACACUGAAAAACAGAAACAGAAAAUUAUAAUAAUAAAAACCAACAUUCUUCUUCGUAAUCCACCCUCUCAUUUCCAACGAGCACACAUGGGGCAUAUUUUUGUUACUUUAGACAUAAGCAUACUUAUGUUAGUACAUGGUUGGAUUUGUGAUAACAGUUUCAUUGUAGAUGUUACAAACCAACUAUGCUCAGCAUAAUGUUGCAUCUGUUCAACAGAAAACAUUGCCGAUAUAUCGACAACUGUGGGGAUAAUUGUAGAGUAAACGCGUCGCGAGCUUUGAAAAACAAAAAAAAAAAUAUAUUAAAAGAAAAAAGUGCAUUUUUGGUCACUUCUACACACGUGCAUAGGUUCCAAAGUUUUCAACGGCUAUUUAUCCAUUCGUGCAUUACAUUAAAUGCUGGUUAGCUAAAAAAAAAUAUCUCAGGUCUAUUCGGUACCAUCGAGAAAGUAGUGUCGCACGUGCCCUUAUUUAAAAAAAAAAGCAAGAAAAGUCGGGUAUACAAUUCGCAUCGAUCGUCGUUGAGCAUAGAUCUCAUCCAGGUGCAAGACUUACGCUGUUGUGUUCUCGGUCAAAUUUUCUAACAGAUUAGUUUGCCGAACACCCUGCAUACAUAGUAUACAUACAUACAUAUUUUAAAUUAAUGAUCAAAUAUAUCUGUGUAUGUGUGUGCGUAUGUAAUAUUUACACCUGUACUAUGUGUAUAAAUUUAGUGUAAUCAAUCUGUGUACAUGUAUAGGCUGGCUAUGGCAAGAAUCAUUCUGCAUGGGGUCCAACCUCCUACCAUCACUUUACUUUCAGUGUUUCGGCUUAAAAUUGAAUUGGUAAAAGUUAAAAAUGUGGAAAAAGUGAGAAUUGGGGAGGAGCAAAAAAAUUAGUAAAAAACUGUUACUGGAAACCCUGCAGGAGGACAACUGUCCUUAUUGAAACAUAAGUAAAUGGUUAAUUAUAAAAUAUAUACAAACAAUGGUGAUUUAUAUUAGAAUAUUUAAAAAAGAAAAAAAAACACAUGAUAAUACUAAAUGCAAAGAUAGUGCAACAAUGUGAUAACUGUACGUGAUACCUGAGCUCGUUACUUGAACAUCUUUAAAAAUAAUAUUGCAUUCAUUAGAUUCUACAUAGAUUUAAAAUUGAGUUCAAUAGUAUUUUUCAUGCUCAUUGCCUCUGUUAGAAUGUAUAACUCCAACUCAAUUUACCGAUAAAAAAAUUUCAUUCAAAUAAAAUCUGACCCCGGCAUCCAAUCUUUUGCGAUUGAACAAAAUUCAGCUUAUUGGCUCGGUUCAGCUAGUUUCAUUCAUGUGCCAAAAAAUUUAUGAUACAAAACUGAAAUUCAUUUUAUAUUAUAAUACACACGAUUCUAUUAUCACAGUCCUCAGGUUUCUUCGCAAUUCAGCCAUCUAACAAUGUUGUACUUUAGAGAAUUAGUCAAAUACGGCCUGGCUAUGGCUGGUAACAUGGAAUAUUUUUAUAAAAACUAUUACUUCACAAUGCAUAUGAUGCAAAGUACACAGUCAUUUUCAUCUACCAUGGUUUCAUCUAGUUUGUCAUUGUUUUGUUUCCUAAUAUCAUUUGUCCCUAUUACUACUACUAUUUUUUUCGCUGCUGCUACUGCUGCUACACUAUUCUAACGGUAUCUUCUUCAUCGUUAUCAUCACCAUUGCCCAUCAUUAUACUUUUACUUCUAUUGUUGUUAUUAAUAUUAUUAAUACUAAUAUUAAUACUAUCCAAUUCUGCCACAAUUAUUAAUGACAUCACUACUACCAUCAUUGUUAUUAUUAGAGAUCAUAUUUUGAAUAUCAAAUUUGUACAUAUUAUAGAAUAUCUGUAAUGCACCUAUAGUGUGCAACGAAAAGCAAACUAUUCAUGAAUUGAAAAAAAAAGGAAAAAAAAACAGAAAAUGGAAAAAGAAAUAAAUACAUUUUACUGCAACAGCUAUGGAAAUGGAGCUUUGUAGAUUUGUUGGCAUUGAAUUCGACAAUAUACAGCAGUAACUAAAAUUCUGCAUCGCUCUUACCUCUCUACCGAGAUCAUUCGGCCACACUUGGCUGUUGUAUCAGCUGGACCAAGACAUCGGUAUCAAAUUUGACCGAUGAAUACAGCAAAUAAUAAAGCUGUAAAGGAACAAAGAGCUACGACAAAUGACGUUCGAUAGUGACGCAUAUUGUACAUACCUCUACGUGCACGUAUUGAACUGCUGUCCGUAGUCUUCCAUUCCAAGAUAGUGCAUAGCAACAGUAUACCUGCAUCUACGCCUAAUAUGUAUACUUAUGUAUGUAUGUAUGUAUGCAUGUAUGUAUUGUUCAAAGCUGUUCAUGUACUGCUUGUAGGCGCUGCAAGUAUGAGCUCGGCUUAAGCCAACAGAUUCUCACUAGCUUCAUAUCACCCAAAAUCCAGUCAUGAACCCGACAAUUAAUUUUAUUACUUUUCUUCUUCUACUUCUCUUCUCUUUUGUCAGCCCGUCCACAAAUUUGAUGAAAUCAUUUGACAAAUCUGGAAUCUGUCAAUCUACGAUUUAAUAAUUGAACUUUAAAUUAGAUGAUGUAUUUUGAAUCCAUGUAGCUGUUAAUAUUCCUAAAAUGAUUCUGCUAACGUGAAACGAUAAGUUAGUAAUCUAAGAAAUAUUUUGGGUGUAAAAUAUUUUUUUCUCCAUGAGACUUCGAUUUAUCGAUUUCUCAUUAGAUGACUACAUACCAUGUUAGAACUGGUCACUGAGUAUGGUCAGAUACCACAGGUAUGUAUAGGAAAGUCUAAUUAAAUGGAAAAAUGAAUGACGGAUAAGGUAAUGGGCACGAAACGGUGUCAGGGUUAAAAAUAAAAGCAAGUCUUGGAUUGUGCAACCUUGUGAAUUCAAUGAAAUGGAAUAAAACUAUAUUUUUCCAGCAUA
Molecule: messenger RNA, 4516 nt
Organism: Athalia rosae (coleseed sawfly)
Lineage: Eukaryota; Metazoa; Arthropoda; Insecta; Hymenoptera; Athaliidae
Product: DNA ligase 1-like
Exons: 5
Coding region: 264-1364 (366 amino acids)
Source: RefSeq, a predicted model, not a curated record